GCAAGCGAUGUGAUUGGUAGUAGUAGUAGCGACAGGCAGAAAGGCUGUCCCCGUGCCUGCAGAGUACACUCUGUCUCCCGCACCUCGCUCAAGUGGCUGUGACCAGAAAAGAAAAACUCGUCACGUAUCCGGAGUCCCCAGCCUGCCUGCCUUUCGCUCCCACGCCUACCAGUCACUCACACCCAGACCAGAACUGCCCUCAUCCCCCACCGCACCCGUGACUCCGUCCUUUUACUACCUGGGGCUGCCGCUGAUUGGCUGGGCUAGUCCCGCCCUCGGGGAUGACGCCACCAGCCCCGGUUUGACAGGCAGGUACGUCUUGGGGGCCGCCAUGUUUAGAGCGGAAGAGGAGUGAGUAGCGGUGGGGGCAGCAGUAAUAGCCCUGCUGGACGAGUCAGGCGCUGAGGUUGGAUCUGCCUGGCAGCGGCGCCAAGCUUCUGGCUGAAUUCCUUUCCGCGCCCGCGUGGGCAGCCUUGCCUCGUCCUUCCUUUCUAGUGGGGGAAGCGUCCCGACAGUCUCCUCCCCUUAUCGGGGGGGGGGGAGGAAGAGGAAAAAGGAAAAUCCUGACUCUGACCCUUAGCGGUGCUCUGAGGAGGAUCAGGCGGCGGCAGCAGGGGGGACUCGAAGUUAAAGAGAAAAGAUGCCGUUAGCCCAGCUGGCGGACCCCUGGCAGAAAAUGGCUGUAGAGAACGCGGCUGAGAGCAGUAGCAGCGCCGAGAAUGGCCAACAAAUCAUGGAUGAACCUAUGGGAGAAGAAGAGAUAAAUCCACAAACAGAAGAAGGCAAUAUUAAAGAGAUUGCAAUAACAUAUCAUGUCAAGGAGGGAUAUGAAAAAGCAGAUCCUUCACAAUUUGAACUGCUUAAAGUACUAGGACAGGGGUCUUUUGGAAAGGUAUUCCUUGUAAAAAAAAUCUCAGGAUCAGAUGCCAGACAGCUGUAUGCAAUGAAGGUGCUAAAAAAAGCAACACUGAAAGUUCGUGAUCGUGUUCGGACAAAAAUGGAGCGUGACAUUUUAGUAGAGGUUAAUCAUCCCUUUAUUGUCAAGUUGCAUUAUGCCUUUCAGACAGAAGGGAAGCUAUACCUUAUUUUAGACUUUCUCAGAGGAGGAGACUUGUUUACACGCUUAUCCAAAGAGGUGAUGUUCACAGAAGAUGACGUCAAAUUCUACUUGGCUGAAUUAGCACUAGCUUUAGAUCAUCUGCAUAGUCUUGGAAUAAUUUACAGAGAUCUAAAACCAGAAAACAUUUUACUUGAUGAAGAAGGACAUAUUAAAUUAACAGAUUUUGGCUUAAGCAAGGAGUCUAUUGAUCAUGAGAAAAAAGCAUACUCCUUCUGUGGAACAGUAGAAUACAUGGCCCCAGAAGUGGUUAAUCGUCGAGGGCAUACACAGAGUGCAGACUGGUGGUCAUUUGGUGUGUUAAUGUUUGAAAUGCUCACUGGUACACUACCUUUCCAAGGGAAAGACAGAAAAGAAACCAUGACUAUGAUUCUCAAAGCCAAACUUGGAAUGCCUCAGUUUUUAAGUCAAGAAGCUCAAAGUCUUCUCCGAAUGCUUUUCAAGAGAAACCCUGCAAACAGAUUAGGAGCUGGUCCUGAUGGUGUUGAAGAAAUUAAGAGGCAUCCAUUUUUCUCCACAAUAGACUGGAAUAAAUUGUACAGAAGAGAAAUUAAUCCCCCAUUUAAACCUGCAACUGGUAGACCUGAAGACACGUUUUACUUUGAUCCUGAAUUUACAGCAAAAACUCCAAAAGAUUCACCUGGCGUUCCACCUAGUGCUAAUGCUCAUCAACUUUUCCGUGGCUUCAGUUUUGUAGCUAUUGCAACGGAUGAUGAAAGUCAAGCAAUGCAAACAUCUGGUGGGCACUCAAUUGUUCAGCAGUUGCACAGGAACAGCAUUCAGUUUACUGAUGGAUAUGAAGUUAAACAAGAUAUAGGAGUUGGCUCCUAUUCAGUUUGCAAGAGAUGUAUACAUAGAGCAACAAAUAUGGAAUAUGCAGUGAAGAUUAUAGACAAGAGUAAAAGAGAUCCCACAGAGGAAAUAGAAAUCCUGCUACGAUAUGGACAGCAUCCCAAUAUUAUUACUCUCAAAGAUGUGUACGACGAUGGGAAAUAUGUGUAUCUGGUAACAGAACUUAUGAAAGGAGGAGAACUGUUGGACAAAAUCCUUAGGCAAAAAUUUUUUUCAGAAAGAGAAGCCAGUGCUGUCCUAUUGACAAUAACAAAAACUGUUGAAUAUCUUCACGCACAAGGAGUUGUACAUAGAGACUUGAAACCUAGCAAUAUCCUUUAUGUUGAUGAAUCAGGCAAUCCAGAAUCUAUUCGAAUUUGUGAUUUUGGCUUUGCAAAGCAGCUGAGAGCAGAAAAUGGCCUUUUAAUGACUCCUUGUUACACAGCAAAUUUUGUUGCUCCUGAGGUUUUAAAAAGGCAAGGCUAUGAUGCUGCAUGUGACAUAUGGAGCCUUGGUGUUCUGCUUUAUACAAUGCUGACUGGCUAUACUCCAUUUGCAAAUGGUCCUGAUGAUACCCCAGAAGAAAUCUUGGCACGAAUAGGUAGUGGGAAGUUCUCUCUCAGUGGUGGAUACUGGAAUUCCGUUUCAGAUACAGCAAAGGAUUUGGUUUCGAAAAUGCUUCAUGUUGACCCUCAUCAGAGAUUGACUGCUGCCCAGGUCUUAAGACAUCCCUGGAUUGUUCACUGUGACCAGUUGCCUCAGUUCCAACUUAACAGGCAAGAUGCUCCACAUCUUGUGAAGGGUGCCAUGGCUGCUACCUACUCAGCACUGAACCGCAACCAGUCACCAGUUUUAGAGCCAGUGGGCCGUUCUACUCUUGCUCAACGAAGAGGAGUAAAAAAAAUUACCUCAACUGCUCUGUGAAGUGACCUUAGUUGCAAAAUUUGGUACCAUAAUAUGAUGAUAGCACAAAUCUUGGCAACAGGUAGCACAUAUCCAAGAUACCUGCAAGCACACUGUUCCAGCUGGUACCUAUUAUGCUGCUGCUCCUGCUUUCAUCUAUUCUUGCUUUAAACUAUUGAUAGCAAAAUAUUGCCCUUCGGAUGGGAGUAUAACGUGAAAUCAAUAGAGAAUUAAGUGUUCAUGGAGAUCAAGUAGAAUUACGAACAUUUCUUCUGUCACGUUAAAUACACUGAAUAAAGCACUCUCCCCAUAUAGCAUUAUUUUUAUAGGGAAUGUUUUUUCUCCCUUUAAAAUAUUCUUUGUUACAUGUUUGGAUGGACAGUUUAUGUUAAGCACUUAGCUUAAUCAGUAUGUUUAUAUUAGCACUGUAUUAUUUGUGCCAUCCAGCAUUUUAUAUGUUUUUGUAAACUUUUUGUAAACAGUACAUUUCUGUACUGUUUCCUUUUACAUGCCUUCUAUUUAGACUAAUUAAAUUUGGCAAUUAAGUCUGAUUAAAUGGUUAAUCAGUACGGUUAACAUCUCUAAAGCAGCGUGACUGUUAAACAGCUAUUGAAUGUAUUUUUGUGAAUGUGUUUUUCCUUGCAUAUGUCUUCCCCAUAGGCACAUUGGUAGACAUCAUGGGAAACUAGAGCUGUUACAGCAUUGAAUGGCACAACAGGUUUCUCAUAAUCAAACAUGUGGAAUUGGAUCUGAUGUGAAAAAAUAACUAUCUCCAGUGUGCUUGUCCUUUUUGUGGACAUUGGACACCAUGGCAAAAUAGUUUCACCAGUUCAGUUGUGUUUAGUUGUAACUAGUCAUUUUAAAAAAAAAACUGUGUUGAGAGUGGGGGACCACUGUUCUACAGAACUAAACAGAAGUAGGGUGGGAAAUGUAACGUUUAAAGCUAAAGCAGUACAUUGCCCAUUAAUGAGCAUGCUAGCAAUUUCUUGUUAGGAAAUUACUAAUAGCAGAUUGGUUACUUGGGUUAUUUUCAACUAACAAUCCAAAGCUGAAUGAUGUUUGAAUUGAAUAGAAAUGUGCCCAAUCUCUUCAAUCUGUUCCUGGUGGUUCUGCUAUCUAAGUUGGGCUUUUUCUCAUUGCUAGUUGGUAGGCUGGCACCCUUGGUGUACAGUAUGGAUCUAAGGCUACAGUUCUAAACCCACAUACUAAUGACAAAGCCAUUGUGAAUACAGUGAAUACAAUGGAGCCUGAACCAUGUUUCUGUUAUUUUCUUGGGAAAGAGAGAAAAGGGUUGUGUUCCCAGCUUGUUAACAGUUUAAAUUGUCUUGGAGUACUUGUUUUCUGGAAAUAUUGAAGUUGUAUUUACUAAAAAGUACAAUAUAUUGAAGUACAGUGUAAUUUUGAUAGAUCAUCUCAGAGUUCCGCCAAAGAUUUUUUUACUGUAUUAGUAAUAAUGUUUUUUCCGUCCUCUUGAGUUUUGUCAACUUAGUCCCCAUUCAGCAUGUUAAAGAAAAUGGAAGCAAGAUAGGCAACAUGUAGUAGCUUUGUUGGGUCUUACAAGUGCUCACCUUUCCAUAGAUCACAGAGUCCCAUAGCAUUCUUAGUCUUCCUGUCCAUAUUUUCUUAGUAACUUCUACUGCUUUGUGUCAUUCCUUGCCUUGCAUAUUCCUGCAAACCUUUUGGUUUUAUUGUUUCAGGCUAUCAUAGUUUUUAUUUAUAAAUUGUCGUUUCAAAAACAUACUUUUCCUUUAUUUUCACAUUAGGCUAGUCUGCAAAAUCAUGCCUCUGUUUGUGUUACCCUUAGAAGCUGCUAACCUAGCCAACCAGGGGCCUUUAACUUACUACUAUCUCUUAUUUGUUGAAUUUUGGUAUUGUGAAAUCCAGUUUUCCUUUGUUACAUUUGGGAAUCUUUUUCAUAAUUCCACAAGCUGCCUGCAAUCUUCCUUACAGUGACAAAUCCAAAAUUGCUAAUCCCUUAACUGUGACCUCAGCCUUGUAAAGGUAAAGGAACAACUGAACAUUUCAUAUUAGUGGGGUAGUAGUUCAGUAUCUGGGAGUUAAGAUCCCGUAUUCUUAAUUCAUGUGAUUUGGAGUGUACUGUGCAAGAAAUGAGCUGUCUACCUUUUCUGGUUGGGUUUCUUGAAUAUUUUCUUUAAAAUAUUAACCCAGUACUGUGAAUCCAGAGUAUCCACUUAGGGUGGGGAACCUUUGGCACUCUAGAUGUUGCUAACUACAACUUCCACCAUCCCUGGCCAUUGGUUGUGCUUGCAGGGCUAAUGUAGUUCAGUAAUAUCUGGAGAGCCAAAGGUUUCCCACCACUGCAUGCGAGGAAGUGGGGGAAGACACAAAAGCUAUUAUGGAGGAGCAGAGGACUCUUGAAUAGUGUGGGAAGUGGUGCCGCAGGAACUGGCAAAAAUCUCUUCUUCACUCUCCGGUGGGAGCCUCUGCUGGAUCUCAAUCCCUUUGUUUGUGGAAGGGCAAGUCUAGACCCAAAUAUCUUAUGCUUAUUUCUUUCAGUUUUAAGCAGAGAUUUUCAAUAGGCUGUUAUUUUUAGCUCUGUGGUCCUUGAUGUAUUUCAUUCCUAACUAGAGUAGUCCUCAACUAUUCGUUUCAGCAGCAUAAUACCCCUAAAGCACUUACGAUGCAGUUCACAACUGUAUAAACAGAAAUUCCAUUGUGUUUCUGGACUUGUGAAAAGGCAAACUAAAAAACUAAGCAUUGUAAAGAUACUGUUUUCCACAAACAACUUAAAUCAACCCAAAGGAAAUAAGCAUGUUGUUUCCUAUAAGGUCAGGCUUAUUCAGUCUUGUAAUAUGUUAGUUGAAGUUGGAACAUGGCUACCUAAUAUCUUAAAAUUGACAAAGAGGUUGAAAUGCUUGCAGCUGUUGGCUAAGAUCGAAGUGUUCAAAGUUUAUUCUGGAGCAAGGUAAUGUAGUACAGCACCUUGUCUCUUUGUUAUUAAUGAACAAUCAAAUAUAAAAUUAUAAUGUGUGGCAUGCUUCUUAAUACUUGGGAGAUGGAUUUCUUUCAAUAACUUGGUUUUUCCACCUUCUGAGAUCUCAAAUUAAUGAACACAUGUCAUAAUGCUAUAAGAAACUAUUCUAAUCUAAAGUUCAGGGGCUGCUUUGUCAUUGACAGAUUUUUAUCAGAUAUUUUGAAGGUGCUAGUCCUUUUGCCCUUCUGCUGUUAGAUCUAGUAGUAACCAUAAUUCUGCUUCUGUGGCUUUGCUCUUGAGAAAGAGGUAUGACUUCGUUUAAAUUAUUCCCUUAAGAAUGUUAUGUUUACAAAAUAAUUUUGCACAGUUGAAGUAUAUCCAUUCUUGCAUUUUUUACUCAGGCUUUGUGACACCCACUUUCUUAUCCAGGGUCACUCAGGCUGUACUCCUAAACCCACUUACUAGAAAGUAAGCCCUAGUCAACACAGUGGGACUUACUUCUGAGUAAAUAUGCAAUGGAAUUGCAUUGUAAAUAUUAAAAAGUUCCUCUUGAGUGAAAUAUUUCACUUGACCCUAGAAAAAUGUGAACUACUUUAGGCUAGUGUUUGUUACUAUGUCUCCCUAGGGUGGAAUUCAGUUAGUUACCCUGGUAUUGCUGCUCCAGCAGAACAUGUCCACUAAUGAAGGAGGAAAAAAGGGGAUUUCUGUUGCUAUCCCGUUCCUCCAACCCUCAACUGCAGGCAGAAGAGGCAAUCCACAAAAAAAUCACCUCCCCUCUUCCUUCACUAGUAGAUGCCGCCUGCUGGAUCAAAACCCUUCUGCUGCUUGCAUAGGACACCAGUUAGAUAUUCCCUAGUUAGUACUUAUUCACCUUUUCUUAUUCAGAUGUGGGCACUCGUUCCUCUACCUAAACUUUGUUUUACAAUAAGUUGGCUUCCUGGUCAGCAUUCUGUAGCAAUAACAUUGACUUGUUUCAAACAAGACACAUUCAAACCCAGCAUUUAUAACUGCCUGCAUCCAGCUUUUUGUUGUGUAGUCAUACAUUAGUAUGGAAUGGAACGUUUAAGUGCUUCAUUGAUUGUGUUUCAAAUAGUAAUAUGCUCACAGGAGAAGCAGAAUUAUGUAAAAGAUUUUUAAUAGGCAGAAGUGAUUCUGAAGAUAAGUCAUGCUGCUUCGGUUUUGACUUUUGCUUCUGCUCACUUCAGAUAGUGAUCAGGUAGCCUUGUUUUCGUUUUCUAUGAAGUUACACAAUUAACUAAACCAUAUUUAACAUUUUAAAAACCACCAGUUGAUUUGGCCUCAUUUUACAUAUGGUUAUGCUCACACCAGCUUAGUUAUAUGCUGGGAGCUAUUUAACUAUAAUGCCAAGCAAUUUUUACAUUUCCUCUAGGGCUUACAAACCUGUUAAAAUGCUCCCUUUCCUUUUAGAAAGCAGAUUUCUUAAAGACGUAAAAUCGAAGUACAGCAUCUGAAAGUACUGUAAAAUAUCACUGCAAGAUCAUGUUUUUUUCUGUCUGAGGAGCAGCUGGCCACACUGCUUCUCUUUGCUGCUACUUUCCCUCUGUGGCCUGAAAUACUAGUAUCAACAAUGCAGAUUAUCAUUAAAAAUGUUUUUACUUCUGACUUUCAAACUAGUUAACUUUAAAAUAGACACCAUGAUGGAUGAUUAAAGACAAAACCAUCUAGAGUGUUUAGGACUGCUGACUUACUAAAAUUUUGAAAUAAAUAAUUUACAAAAAAAUAGUCCAGUUCUCUCCUUCAACCCUUUCAUUAGUCUUCAUUUGCCCGCAUUUCCUCUUCCACAAACAGUUACUCUUUCCUGUAUAUUCAUAACUGUGGUAAGGGAAAUCAAUAUGCCAACUUAGAUUCAGCAUUGGCACCUUUUAAGCCACUUUAAAAUGUCAAGACCCGAGACACCUUUAUAUGAUUUUUUAAAAACUCUCAUGUUCUUUACCCACCCUACCCCCCACUAUAAACAGGAUAUGAAUUUAUUGCUAUCUGAUAGAGAGGCUGCAAUAAUUUAUCAGUUUAGGUUAUAUCUCUGGUAACAUGAAACAACUGUCCAUGGCCAAACAAGCAACUGUAUAAGAAGAUGUCAAGCCACAUGGUUUCCCUCAAAUAAGCACUGUACUGUCCCAUAUGGGAAGCUAGAGCUAGCUUUAUGGCAUUUCAAAGUACUCUCUUACUGUACACAUUUCCCUACAAGGUAUGACGUGAGAUGAAAUGAAAACUAAGAAGAGCUUGAGGAUUGCAAUUAAAUGGCUAACAAAACAAAAUAAAUUAUCAGUAAUGUUCUCAAUAUCUGAGCAGGAGAAAACUGAGAUUUUCUGCAAUAGUCCUUGUUAGAUUAACUGUGUUAAAGACAAGUGAAUGGAUUAUUAAAAUGGAUUUUUAAAUACAUGAUCAGGGCAUAAGGAAAUGUAUGUAAGUUUUUGUUGUUGUAAAUGUAUUAGAUCAACUAAAGUACUGCUUUUCUGAUAAUGAAAAGGAAAGCUUUUUUAAGGCAUGUGAAUUCUUGGUAAGCAGUAAUGAAUGGCUUUUAACUCAUGACAGUGAUGUAUAUGAUUAGCUUUAUCUUGAUCCUUCUGACCUAAUCAAAGGAAAAGUGCACUCGUGAGGGAUGUAAUUAUUUUACAGUUUUAGUGAAGGGAGGGGGAAUCUGUAAGAGAUUUUUUAAAAAAAUAUCAAACUAUUUUUCUACAGUUACGUACAAUCAUUCUUUAUAUUGACUUCUUCAGCAUGCAAAUUAAGGUACAGUAAGAGGAGCUGACUAUAUUGUACCUUUAGAGUAGAAAAUUAAAAAUAGCAUCUGUCAGAUGCUUCUAUUAGCAUCAUGGAACUGAAGUGCUGAUGAACAAGCUAAAAUACUGAAAACUUCUGAUUGUUUCAUUGAGAGCUAUGUAUGUUUUCAAAAAAUACUGUAUACGUAAUCAGAAUUGUUCCAGACAUAACCACAGAUGAGCCUGGAAAGCUACCAUUGCUUGUACCCUUGUCAAAAGGCAGGUUUUGUAGUCUUCAAAAGAAACUGAAUUUAUACAGCAAAUAAACUUUCAAAGGUA
Messenger RNA from Rhineura floridana, 8845 nucleotides. It is a transcript of the gene RPS6KA3, whose product is annotated as ribosomal protein S6 kinase A3. The transcript is spliced from 22 exons. Gene Ontology annotation, biological process: intracellular signal transduction; protein phosphorylation. The record is from RefSeq and is a predicted model, not a curated record. Lineage: Eukaryota; Metazoa; Chordata; Lepidosauria; Squamata; Rhineuridae. Bases 641 to 2872 code for a protein of 743 amino acids. Gene Ontology annotation, molecular function: ATP binding; ribosomal protein S6 kinase activity; magnesium ion binding.